Messenger RNA from Fonticula alba, 1875 nucleotides. RefSeq lists its product as hypothetical. The record is from RefSeq and is a predicted model, not a curated record. Gene Ontology annotation, molecular function: alcohol-forming very long-chain fatty acyl-CoA reductase (NADP+) activity. Gene Ontology annotation, biological process: long-chain fatty-acyl-CoA metabolic process. The transcript has 3 exons. NCBI's taxonomy places the organism in Eukaryota, Rotosphaerida, Fonticulaceae. Bases 59 to 1864 code for a protein of 601 amino acids. Gene Ontology annotation, cellular component: peroxisome.
UUAAUCGGUCUCCCUCGCCUCUACCACACACACACCCCUUUUUUAUUUGCAGUCCACCAUGUCCGACCUGCUCCCCAUGCCGUCCAUGUCUGGCGACGCCACCCCGACCACCGCUGCCCCGGCCACUCCGGCCACUUGGCGUUCGGGUGCCGCCCCGGCUGCCACCCCCGCCACCCGUGGGACUCCCAUGCAGACGCCCUUCACCUCCAGCGUGGCCCGCACUCCCCUGGCCGCCAAUGUCCCGCGGCCCUCGCUGGCGCAGUUCUACGCCGGCAAGUACGUCAUGAUCACCGGUGCCACUGGCUUCCUCGGCAAGACUGUCCUCGAGAUGCUGCUGCGCCAGUGCCCGGAUGUGGCCGGCGCCUAUCUGCUUGUCCGCCCCAAGAAGAAUGUCGAUCCCAAGACCCGUGUUGCUGAGACCGUCAAGAGCGAGCUCUUCAACGUCCUCCGUGAGUCGAACCCCACCUUCACCGACAAGGUCCACUGCGUUCAGGGCGACCUGGUCCUGCCGGGCCUCGGUCUGUCUGAGGAGGAUGCGGCCAUCCUGCGCGAGCGCAUCAAUGUCGUCAUCCAUUGCGCGGCCACCGUCAACUUCAAUGAGAAGCUCCGCCUGUCGCUGGAUCUGAACGUCCUCUCCGUCCAGCAGAUGCUUGCCUUUGCCCGCCAGUUCAAGCACCUCUCGGCCUUUGUCCACACCUCUACCGCCUACUCCCAGUGUGACCAGGAUCACAUUGAGGAGCGUUUCUAUGAGCCCCCUGUCUCGCCCAAUGCCCUGAUCAGCCUGGUCCGGUCCCUGCCGGCCACCGCCCCCGACACUCUGGAGGGCAACCUGGCCACCGCCCUCAAUGGCCGUCGGCCCAACACCUACACCUUCACCAAGGCCCUGGCCGAGGCGGUCAUUCGCACCGAGGGCGCCGACAUGCCGGUUGCCGUCAUGCGGCCGUCCAUCGUCGGUGCCAUCCACCGUGGCCCGAUCCCCGGCUGGCAGGACAAUGUCAAUGGCCCUGGCGGCAUGUACCUCACCGCUACCAUGGGUAUCCUGCGUGUGAUGCAGGGCCACAAUGAUGCCAUCUCCGACAUCAUCCCCGUGGACCACUGCGCUUCCAUGCUGCUGAGCAUUGGUUGGCUGAUUGGCACUGGCCCGGCCCGGCCUCCCACCGAGGACCCCCCGGUCUUCAACUGCACCUCCGGCGCCAAGAACCCCAUCACCUGGUCCCAGCAGAUUGACUACGCCAAGCGCGCCAACAGCGCCAACGUCCACCGCGCCAAGAUCGUCCCCAUCAUCCCCGGUGAGUUCACCUUCGUCGAGUCCAAGGCCGUCUACGAGUUCUGGCGCUUCCUCCUGCACACCAUCCCCGCCAAGGCCGCCGAUACUGUUCUCCGCCUGCAGGGCAAGAAGCCCGCCAUGGCCCGGCUCUACCGUCGCCUGGAUAGCAGCAUCGGUGCCUACACUCCCUUCACCACCCACGCGUGGACCUGGGACGCCGGCAAUGUCGCCGCCCUGGCGGCUGCCAUGUCCCCGGAGGAUCGCGAGAACUUCAACUUCGAUGCCGCCACCAUCGACUGGCCCACCUACAUCUUCAACUACUACCUCGGCACCGAGCGCUUCAUCCCUGCCUCCCUGCCUGGGAACCCCGCUCGCAACCGCGUGCUCAGCUGGCUGCUGGUGGCCUCUUUCUACACGGUGCAGUUCUUCGCCGCGGUCUUCCUCUUCUACUAUGUCUUUGGGGAGCGCAUUCAGAACCAGCUCUUCGGCGAGGAUAGCAUCCUUUCGCCGCUCGAGCAGCCGGCCAUCAUCGAGCUUGAGGACGACUUUGCCGGGGGCAUGGCCGCCGGUGGCUCUCCUAUUGCCGGUGACCUGUAAGGUAGCCACUU